UCCCAAAAACUAAAGCGUGGCAAGGGCCGGACCGGGGAAGCGGAGGAGGCGGGUCUCCAUAGAAACCUCCACCUGUUUCCGGCCAGGCUGUGCGCGAUUAGGGGCUGCUACCGGGGCCAAUCUCAGCCAGCUCGCCUUUUCCCGGCGGCCUCUGCGGGAGCGGUGGGUGUUGUACACAAUCAUCAUGGCGGCGGCCGGAGCCCCGGAUGGAAUGGAGGAGCCUAGCAUGGACACGGAGGCCGAGACGGUGGCGACCGAGGCCCCCGCGCGGCCCCUUAAUUGCGUGGAGGCCGAAGCCGCGGCGGGAGCGGCGGUCGAGGACUCCUGCGCCCCUCCGGGCAGCCUCCAGCCGGCCCCGGCCCAGCCCCCUGGGGACCCCGCGGCCCAGGCCUCGGUCAGCAACGGUGAGGACGCGGGUGGCGGCGCUGGUAGAGAGCUGGUGGACCUGAAAAUCAUCUGGAACAAGACCAAGCACGACGUGAAGUUCCCCCUGGACAGCACAGGCUCCGAACUAAAGCAGAAGAUUCACUCGAUUACAGGUCUCCCGCCUGCCAUGCAGAAAGUCAUGUAUAAGGGACUGGUCCCUGAGGAUAAGACGUUGAGAGAAAUAAAAGUGACCAGUGGGGCCAAGAUCAUGGUGGUUGGCUCCACAAUAAAUGAUGUUUUAGCCGUAAACACACCCAAAGAUGCUGCACAGCAGGACGCAAAGGCGGAAGAGAACAAGAAGGAGCCUCUCUGCAGACAGAAACAACACAGGAAAGUAUUGGAUAAAGGAAAACCCGAAGAUGUGAUGCCGUCUGUUAAGGGUGCCCAGGAGCGCCUGCCCACGGUCCCCUUAUCGGGCAUGUACAACAAGUCCGGAGGAAAAGUGAGGCUCACCUUUAAACUCGAGCAAGACCAGCUGUGGAUCGGCACGAAAGAUUCCUGGAGGGGACCGAACAUGCCUAAUUCACCUGUUUCUGGCCAGCACUGUAGGUAUUCAGUGUGCGAGGAGCAGCUUCUUUAUGCUUUGGCAUAAAGUUCUAGAAGAACCUGGCUGUGUUGUCGACCAAGCUGGCAAAAGCCUCCUUACUCAUCAGCCUCAUUACACAGCAUGGCCACCAAGUGGUCGAACCUUCAAGGGUAGGCCAAGGUUGAGCUUCACAUCCACACCCAGACUCCACAGCUGUUACUCCAGGCAUUCGUCUCACUCACUUGCCUUGGUGUCCUGGCCUGAGUGUCACACAUAGUCCCCUAGAAAGGCAGCUUGUUCCCAAGCUGGCUACCAACCACUGGUUUUGUCUUUGCUGGCAAGAAGCUGCCAUGACCGUCCCAGCAGCCACUGGGGGCUUGAUGAGCGCCUUACCACAUGACCCUCAGGUCUCCUCUUGCAGCCUAAACUCUGUGGCCGUUCGUGUAGGAGGCAGUACUCACAGUCUUCGCCUGACCGAGCUCCAGGCGGGAGAGGGGACCAGGGGAGCACGUGUCCUGGUGGCAGGGCUGUCAAGCCUCUGAGCUGGCUGACGGCCGUCACUCAGGAAUAUGGGCCCAGGGCUGGUAAAUCUUCUGAGUCCUCAAGAGAAGCCAGAAAUCUUUUUGUGUGAAAUCUCUGGACAUUUCAAGAUGACUAGUAUUUUAAUACAUUUCCAUCUUAAAGGCAGCUCCUGGCCACGCCCUGCACUGUUCUAAGAGUCACUGAAAGUCAGAACCUGAACUGCAUCAUCAAGGCUGUUCCCCCCACCCUUAUUUUUCAGAGUCUGGGGCCCACAGAACAAAACAAUGUCUCAGGUCACCUGCUAGCCCAGAACUCAGGUCUCUAAAUUCCUUUUUGUCAGCUAUUUCCAGUGUGGCCCUUUGCUGAAUUUCCCCCCACAAAGGCUGUAUAAUUCUUACCAACUGGACUUACCUAUUUGUGAGACCUCCGGUCCCUGAGGUGUCUGCUGCUUCUGGGCGGGGGCUUCCUGUGCCCAGGCACAGCCUCUCCUCUCCCUCCCCGCUUCACUUGGCUCACCCCAGUCUCAUCUCACUCCAGGCAUCCCUCACUGCCUCCUCCCUCUUACCUGCAUCCUUCAACGUGCCGCAAAGUGUCUUCUCAUGAAUAGGUGGUGGUCUUGAUUGUUAAUCCUGAGAGGUUAUGACUGUCUUAAGAGAAUUUACAAGUGUGUGUGGGGGGGCGGGGGGCGGCGCAGGGAAGGGGACAGGUGGGAGGCUGGUCUGUUGGCUCUGGGGACAGAAACAAGCCUCAGGGCCUUAGUGCGGCUCCUCUGAGGGCCACAGGGGGCGUGCUGCUUCUGUUCUUGGCUCUCUUGACUUGUUCCUCUCCCAGCUGUCAGACACCUCAGUCAGUGCUGGGUUUGGGCAGGAGGAUGGAGAGGAAUUUCUUGGGUAUUUAUUAAUCAUCAGACUUCUAAAAAUAAGACCAGCAAAGAUACAUCUCUGUACCUGCUAUAGCAUUGCUAGCUGUGGGCUCCUUUUGGUCCUAAGACGCCCCCAAUCCCCCAGGAGGCUUUUGUGCUCCGAUCAGAUGGUUUCCCACCGCCCUGGAUGGGAGCUGUUUGCAACUAGCCCUGAUGCGGGGCUUCUGGGUCGCAGGCGUAGAACAGGAGGGCCUUUGAAUAACCACUGUAAUCCCUCUCAACUUAGAGCGGACUGAGAAAUUGCCCAUGGGCUCCAUUAAAAAUGUGGUCAGUGAACCUAUCGAAGGACACGAGGACUACCACA
Condylura cristata (star-nosed mole) is the source of this 2700-nucleotide messenger RNA. It is a transcript of the gene UBFD1, whose product is annotated as ubiquitin family domain containing 1. Bases 185 to 1018 code for a protein of 277 amino acids. Gene Ontology annotation, molecular function: RNA binding; cadherin binding. NCBI's taxonomy places the organism in Eukaryota, Metazoa, Chordata, Mammalia, Eulipotyphla, Talpidae. The record is from RefSeq and is a predicted model, not a curated record. The transcript has 7 exons.